Lineus longissimus is the source of this 7144-nucleotide messenger RNA. RefSeq names its product chondroitin sulfate synthase 1-like. NCBI's taxonomy places the organism in Eukaryota, Metazoa, Nemertea, Pilidiophora, Heteronemertea, Lineidae. The record is from RefSeq and is a predicted model, not a curated record. Gene Ontology annotation, cellular component: Golgi cisterna membrane. The coding region runs from base 402 to 2783 and encodes 793 amino acids. The transcript has 3 exons. Gene Ontology annotation, molecular function: glucuronosyl-N-acetylgalactosaminyl-proteoglycan 4-beta-N-acetylgalactosaminyltransferase activity.
GUUUUUACUUUAGUUCGCUUUAUCUUAUUUUGCAUAAAGAUUUUUAUCGACCGGGAGCAUUCGUCCUGAAUAUUCAUCAUGCAGGAUCACACCUGCUCUCAAUAGUUGUGUCACGGCGGGCGAUUCGUAUUUCAUAUGCAAAUCGCUCUUCUUUGAAUGUCAUCAUCAACAGUUCUAUGCUCUGGAAGGAAUUCCAAACUCACAGAUGUCUUCUUGUAGUCGUACCACUGAUGGCUUCUAAUUCUUUCAAUCUUUGUGAGCAAAUUCUGCAAGUUCUUCUGAAACACAUCAAUCCGAACCGUGAGAGCAUCAUGACUUCAACUUCAAGGCAACUUUAUGUAUCAAAUGGUUUCUAUGUUCCGUACCUAUAAUUACAACCUGCAAGUGACACUUUAUUCAAGAUGACACCACAGAAGAGGAAAGCAUUCCCCAACUUGUGGUACUCAAAAAAACUCAAAGUAACGAUGAAUUGUAUUUUGAUACUUCUGUUGGGUGCACUGUCAGGAUUUCUUCUCUGCCACUACUCUAUCGGAUCAUGUGCUCGUUUAAAACGUUGUGGUGACCUUCAUUCACCUGUGAAAGUCCUUCACUUGAGUUCUGUCUUGUCUCUAGAUUCAGGAAGAGACCAUCCUAAUGUUGAUAACCAUCAGUUCCAGACUCAAAAUGAUAAUACAGGAUCCAUCUUUGUUGGUGUGAUGACCGCAAAGAAGUUCCUUGACACCAGAGCGAUGGGCGUUUUUAGAACAUGGGCAUCAACAAUCCCUGGAAAAGUGGAAUUUUUCUCAAGUAUUCAGGAUAAAGAGGGAUACAGUGGCUUGCCUAUUGUAGAUCUUCCUGGGGUUACGGAUAACAUGUACCCACCACAGAAAAAGUCAUUUAUGAUGUUGAAGUAUAUGCAUGAUAAAUAUAUUGACAAGUAUGAGUGGUUUGUGCGAUCAGAUGAUGACGUUUUUAUCCGCGGUGAAAAACUUGCCAAAUUUCUACAUUCCAUCAACAGCUCAAAACCUUACUACAUUGGACAAGCGGGUCAAGGCCUCAAGUCAGAGGUCGGAAAACUUAGUUUGAAAAGUAAUGAGAACUUUUGUAUGGGAGGAACUUCAAUGAUUUUCAGCAGGGAGACCUUGAAACGUAUUGUGCCGCACAUCAGCUAUUGUUUGAAUCAUCUUUACACAAAACACGAAGACGUUGAAGUAGGAAGAUGUGUUGGCAAGUUUGCUAAUGUGCAGUGUACGUGGGCCUUUGAGAUGCAGCAUAUGUUCUAUCAGAACCAUGAAGAACCAAAAGGGUCGUACUCGCGAGAAGGGAAGCUGGACGAGAUACCUUCUGCCAUCACACUCCAUCCAGUGAAAGACUCACGCUAUCUAUAUCGCAUUCACAAUCAUUACCAGACCAAAAAGAUCCAAGACUUGAAGCACCGACUGAUGCAGUUACAGCGGUCAACAUUCUUCAUGGAUCAACUCCUCGGCGAUGAGCAGCAUGGGAAAUCGCCCAAGAAAUAUUUAAAAUUUGGCCUCUCUUUAACACGUUAUUCCUCUCUUUCACGGCAAGAUUUAGUUCCAUGGGACUUCUUUCACAAAUAUCAAUACAACUUAGGCAGUCAAAACCCACGUCAAGGAUUGACAAUGUUCCAGGUGAAAGGUCUAAAUCAUAUCAUUAGGAAAGUUAUGAGACUCGUUAAUAAAAAUGCUCGUCAACGAGGGCGGACUAUAGAUUAUAAAGACAUCUUGUAUGGGUAUCAGCGGGUUAAUCCGCUAUACGGUGCUGAUUACAUAUUGGAUUUACUACUAAUUUACCGUAAACACAAGGGCAAGCGGAUUACGGUAAACGUCCGGCGACAUGCCUACGUACAACAGUCAUUUUCAGAGCCUGAAAUCUUGGUUGAAGAUCUUCUUGAAUCAAGUUCAAGUCAGUCGAAUGAUCUCCAUAAAUCUGCUGCUGUGGAAGAUCCAAGAACAGUCCACUUCAUCUUACCACUGGCAGGAAGGUUUGAACCCUUCACCAGGUUUUUGAACAAUUUUGAAAACACUUGCCUGAAGACAGGCGACAAAGUGGAACUUGCUGUGGUGCUGUUUUCAGAGGUUUCAGAAAGUCGCCCCGCUGAUGUGAUACAGUUAGUCCAGAAGUUAAAAGCUAAAUAUCCAACUUAUGAUCUCAGGGUUGUUGAGUUAAAAGGUGCGUUUUCACGAGCGCUGGCACUCACCAGAGGGAGUGACUUAUACGACUCUAACGCGUUACUGUUCUUUAUCGAUGUUGACAUCUAUUUCUCCCAGGAAGCAGUGGAGAGGGUGCGUGUCAACACAAAAUUCAUGCAGCAAGUUUACUACCCCAUUGUGUUUAGCCGCUAUUCUGAGGAUGCAAUAUGCCCCCAGGGGUCGUGCUCUUUCAAUCCUUUCAUAUUCACCGACACCCAUGGCUACUGGCGUUUCUAUGGUUUCGGCAUGACUGGAAUAUACAAAGGUGACCUUGUUUCUGCUGGUGGAUUUGAUUUACGCAUUGAAGGUUGGGGGAAAGAGGAUGUUGACCUUUGUGAAAAGGUUUCAAAAACUCAUCUGCGUUUAUUCCGUGCAGCAGAUCCUGGCCUUGUGCAUUUCUUCCAUCAAUCGCACUGUGAUAAGUCUUUGCCGUCCAUUCAGUAUCAGAUGUGUCAGGGGUCUGGCGCACGGAGCUUCGCGUCACAGGAGUAUUUGGCUAACUUGGUGUACAACAACCAUCACCUACUCAACAAGGAGGUAAUCAAUAAUAAUGCUGUUGGUCCUCAAUCAACUACGAUUUCAACAAGAUGAUAAAAAUUAUCAUGUCCAUACUCCAUUCCACAAAAAACUUGCACACUGAUUUUUGGUGAUUUCGUAUAGAAAAUGAAACAGUGAAAUUUCAUCUGAAACAUGAAAGUCUAUGGAAUCUAAACUAACUUUGCCAGAAUCAGACAAACUGUACCAAGAACGAGGAGUGCUUUUUUUGCAAAAUGGAGUAUACAAUGUAGUCUGUUGUGAUUUCGUUGUAGUUUAAUAUUCUGUAAGCUCUGGCAACAAAACCCUUCUCCAGAAGGAACUUGGGGUCUUUAUUGUAUUGGCUUGGUUGUAUAGAUCUGUCGAACUUGUCUGUCAAGUUCUUGCUUCAUGGGGCCUACCUAAGAGAACACGUCUUCUGGGCAGGGAGGUCCAUGCACUCAUAGUCAAAGACACCAAAUAUCCUUCAGUUUUCAGAGUUUUUGACCUCCUUACAAGGAUUCCUCUCUGUUUGGGAAAAGAUUCGCUUGUUAUUAGGGCAACUCACUCGGGCUUGACAUUAGGAGGCCAAAGGAGUUUCAAGACAUAUGUUUGAAAUAAUUACCCUAGAAUUGAGAUGUGUCAUCAAGAAUCUAUUAAAAUGCCACCCACCUGGACCCCACCCUGUUUUGGUAAAGUCUUAAUAAUGGCCAUUGCAGUCCUUGACCUCAUCCUGAUGUGAGACUCUUUGACUGGAAGAGAUCAACAUUGCAUCUAUAAACAAUUAAAACUUAAACAGUACUGAUGACCUUGAUGUAUUUCUAUAACCUAUAAUGCUACAGUGUACUUGGUUGCCCCAGCCUGACUGAACUCAAUCACCAGCAUGUGUUUGGUUAAAGUCUAAUUAGGCGGGAGAGGAAUGUCAUUGAUCUUGAUCUCAACGAAAGUGCUCGAUUUAUCUUGAGUUCCACUCUGACAUCUUCACUCUGCCAUGCAAGUUAUGGCAAUGGUUAAUUGCAGGUCUUUCCUGGCAUGGUUUGCAGAUAUGUCCACAGGAAAUAGGCCUACUUGCAGGAAAUAGAGUAACAUCAUUUGUCAUUAGAUAAUUCUCCGCCAUUUCCCCCCAAAAGGUCCUCAACCUCGGUUUGAUUGAAGAAAUAAGAGGCAUUUUUUUAAGUGUGAAAAAGCGGAAGUGAAUCCUCAGGCCCAGAAUAGUAACAGAUUUCUUCUUUUGAUAUUCGAGCUGGCACUGCUGCAGGAAGUUAGAUUUGGGCUGGGUCAAGUAGAACAACAGUGAUGUGGCUGUGUGUUGAUGUAGGUUGACUGGCGUGUUUGUCUAACUGUAUCUGAUGAUAAGACAUCUGUGUUCUCAUCUAGCUUAUUUUUCAUUGAUUAACCCCUUGACAGUAAGUUGUAGGGUACAUUUGGUUUUGGUGUAUGUAUAUGAGUGCGUCAGCUUUUUGGUUUUGGCCUACACUUUAGCUCAACCCUCGCGGUUCGGGUGAGACGAGCAAUACCUCUAGUUUGGUAUCAAUUCCUUAGUUCAUAGUAACGUUGACUUUUCUAUCUGUUGGAGAGCAGGUUCAGUGACGCUGUGACUGGUCAUGGCUGAAUGUUCACCCCUCCAGUUAUCAUUUUCAAAAACUAAUAUUUUGGUUUGCCUCAUGGUGCUAAGCUUGUCAUAUUUGAAUUGAAUGUAUGAUAUUGAUUAAUUAUGGUACACUGCUGGUAUGAAAAGAAUCCCGUCCUGCAGGUAAUAUGAGUGGGUUUAGCCUGGAAUGAACUCUCGCUGUUGACAUAGUCCAACAACAUCAUCUCUGAGCACAGAGGGUGUGUGGAAAUGCUCUAUGGUAUUUAAGACACCUUCAUGACUGACUAGGUGUUCCUCAUUGAACUGUACUCAUUUGAGACUGAACUUUGGUGUCCUUAUGGAGUGACUACAGGGCCCGGUUGCUCAAUCAGCGUUAUCAGAAAUGUGGGGGUUGAAAUUUACUGAAGGAGAUUAUACUUUAGUUGAGCUAACUCUAGCAUUUGUCACUAACGCUUAUUGAGCAACUGGGCAUCAUUAUAGGGUUUGACACAAAUAAUAAAAAAGUGAUGCAAUUUUAAAUUUAUUUUCUGCCUUUUUUCCAGUGUAUUUUGUGUAGUGUUUGAUGAUUGCUGAUACAUAGAGACUGGUGCCAAAACUUGCCUAACUUUUUGAUAUUUCUUGAAACAGUUUGUACUCAAUGUUUGCACAUUUUUAAGAGGCAGUAAUACUUAAACAUAAAUUGCCGGUUGAAAUAUUUUGUACAUCCAUAUUUAAAAACCUGUCAUUGUAAUUGACAAAGAGUUGGUGCUAUGGAAUAUAUGCAAUAUAACCUUUUGUAUGUUAUGUCCUCUUUGUUGACCACACUGUUAAUCUCUCUUGCCAUCCAGUUUGCAUUGUUGCACUUAAAUUGAUAGUCCUCGGAGGUGUGGCAAAUGACCAUGACCAGGCUGGCACUAAUGUAGAUUUCAGACAUCUUGUGUGGAGAAGGCACUUACAUGCACCCCCACAAUGUACCCCCACAAUGCACCCCCACAAGGUACCCAAGAAGUUACCACUGUUUUGUUAGAGAGUUUUUCUUUUACAUUUUCUGAUGCAUCACAAAAUUGUCUCUGUCAUGAACUCCACAUUAGUGAUGGCUGGUGGAAACUACUACCAUUUGAUGAAUUGGAAAGAAGCAUUGCAUGUAUCAGGACGUUUAUUCAAGAGUGAUGUGUCAAGGUCAAGAUCAUGAAGAGUAUGUAAUCAUGUUAUGAGCAAGGUUGUCUGGUGGCCCUACAGGAAAUUCACAUCAAAAGCUGAACUCAACCGUCACCUUCAUGUACGAUUCUGGGUAAGGGAACUCAUAAAGUUUUGGAUCAAUUAAUAUGUUACUCCAAAUGACAAAAUAUUGUUUAUCAAGACACGAUCUGCUGAUUUAGUGGUUCAGUUAAUGAUGUAUAGCCUCUGCAAUAUCAUUGCUCUUUAGAAACACUGCCAGAAUAUUUGAUAAAUUCAUCUAUGUGCAAACUUGAUACUCUUUACAGUCAAUUGAUGUGUUCAAAUGGCAAAUAGUCCAUGUUUAUCAUUGUUGACGAAGUGAGCAGCAUUACUUAAGUACCUUUAGUACAUACAUAUAUUGGUAAGAUUUUUACCACCUAAGUGUAUGUUUGCACCAUGAUAAGUCAAAGUUUUUGUGUGGAAAUAGUCAUAAGUAUACAAGUCUGUCACUUUGUAAGCUAUAAAAGUGAGAAGAAGUAGUUACAUCCGCUCACUUGAGAUCAGAUUCGUUUUCAUUGUCUACUCUUUUGAUAACAAAAUAUGCUGCUGUAUAUCAGCUUCUCACGUCGGACAAUGACCUCUGGUAAUCUUGGCUUUAUCCAGACAUCCAAAGUCUCAGGUUAUCCAAUUCCCCAACAGAAAAAAAAGCUACAUUGUGUGUAAUCAUCAAAACGAUACAUGAGUUAUCAUCUGGUUCGUGGGUGGAGCUGGGUAAUUGGAUGAUAACAAAAUAUGCAGCUGUUAUAUGAGCUUUAUUCUCACACGUCAAACAAUGACCUCUGGUAGUCUUGGCAUCGUCCAGACAUGUAAAGUCUUGCUCACUUUCCUUGUGAAUGCUGUUCGAGAGACCGACAAAGCCAUACAGUUUUACCAAGGCUACUCAUGACUGUGAUGCGAUGUUAUGCAUCUUGGAAUGCAAGACCCCAGGUUCAAUUGAGCUAAUUUAUAACUGAUCGAUUGCUGCAAAUCUUCGCCAUGUUUACAACUCAAGCUCAUAGCGCCCAAGGCAAACAGAUGCACUCCACAUAGUUUUUUUCUAGUGGGUUUUCAUCUGGCUAAAUGUAUUGGAACAAGAGUAAACUAAAGUGUAGUGGUGGUGUGUAUUGGGUGAAAACCACUACGUCUUGUCUUGGGUAUCGGUUCAAAUCUCGUCCUGGGUAAUUUGAAUUCGCUUGAAUGACAUUCAAGGGAAAGGAGUAAGGGUUACAAUAGUAGGGGAACAUCACUAUGCAAAUUUGGCUUGAUAGCUUGACAUUCAUUUACUGAUGGACAAUUCUAGUCUUUGGCACCUAAAAGCAUGUAGCACUGUUAAAGUACAAUUUGGAAGUUUAUAGCUUCACUUGUUAGGAAUUACGCCACAAAAAUGAUAUUUUUGGAAAUUGGUUUUGCACAAGUUCAAUGAAAUGAGUGGCUGAAAAGUAUUAAGGCUUUGGUUGUAUUUUUCUUAUUGUAACUUAUCAUGUAAGCGGUUAAUGGACCAAUUUUGAUUGGUGCCUUUACUUAUGGAUUCUGGUGCUGUGUUAUAGUUAUAGAUUUUGAAAACAUUAUAUCUUGAUAAAUAAUCAAAGCAUGCAAUGGUGAGCAGGUUUGUAAUUGAGAGAGAGGGAUGAUGUAUAAACAAGUUAAUUAAUAAAGCACUUUAUUUGUAAUC